ACAGAACCCUUUCUACGAUGGAACUUUCCUGUACGACUGAGCGCCUCCACAAGCAUCAUGUGAUGCCAGAGGACAUCUCCAGGCUCAAGCGCUUCACAGUGUUCUUUCUGGGCCACCUCCUGCUAACCGACAUGUAUCUGUACGUCCUGGCACUCGUCGUGUUCUACUACGUGUACCGCUGGCUCAGGGAGCUGCCCAGGGUCUCUGACAAGGGCGACAAGUAUGUGUACAUCACCGGCUGCGACACAGGCUUUGGAAACCUCCUGGCCCGUCACCUGGACAAACUGGGCUUCCGAGUCAUCGCCUCCUGCUACACGGAGAAGGGCGAGGAAGAGCUGAGGAAGUCGUGCUCCGGAAACUUGACCACAACACAUCUGGACGUUCGAUCGAAUGAAAGUGUCACCAAAGUUGCAGCGAUGAUCAAGGACAAAGUGGGGCAGCGUGGCCUGUGGGCCAUAGUGAACAAUGCAGGUGUGUCUGUGCCCUCGGCCCCAUGUGACUGGCUGACCAUUGAUGACUACAAGUCCAUGCUGGACGUGAACCUAAACGGGGUGAUCGCGGUGACUCUCAGCGUCCUGCCGCUCAUCAAGAAGGCGAGGGGCAGGGUGGUCAACGUGGCCAGUGUGUUUGGGAGAAUUAGUCCCACCGGGGGCCCGUACACGGUGUCCAAGUAUGGCGUGGAAGCUUUCAACGACAGCCUCAGGCUAAAUAUGGCACCCUUUGGUGUCAAGGUCCUCUGCAUUGAACCGGGCUUCUUCAAAACAAACGUGACUGAUGCUGCAAUCCUGAGUAAGAACGUGAAGUCGGUGUGGGACAAGAUGCCGCAGGAGGUCAGAGACGACUAUGGACAGGAGUACCUUCAGAAAUCAUUAGCACUCUUAACAGACAAAGUUGCAAAGCUAUCAGACGCAGACCUGAUGAAGGUGGUUAACUGUAUGGAGCAUGCGGUCUCGGCCGUUCGGCCACGCACCCGCUACUCGCCAGGAUGGGAUGCAAAAUUGUUCUGGCUGCCGCUCUCCUACAUGCCAACCUGCGUCUCCGGCUACAUUCUGAGCAGAGAAGCCAUUCCGAUUGCCAAGUCAAUGCAAUAAAAGGCCUUAUCUGAAGGAAGCAUAUGUUCAGGCCAAUGUACAUCCCCUUAGUGAUAAGCCUGCGUUAAAGGUUGGGGGUACGUACGACUCAGUAGGUCAAUAAAAAGCAUUCCAUGCAGCAUGAUUACAUUUCCUUGUACAUUUUACAAAAACAAGGAUGCAAGGGCUCUUUUUGGGAAAGAUUUACCCUCUUAAUAUCCUGCAAAGUACCCUCUUCCAGAUAAAAUAAAUACUUGUCCAACUUAACU
Hippocampus comes (tiger tail seahorse) is the source of this 1339-nucleotide messenger RNA. Its product is annotated as retinol dehydrogenase 3-like. NCBI's taxonomy places the organism in Eukaryota, Metazoa, Chordata, Actinopteri, Syngnathiformes, Syngnathidae. The record is from RefSeq and is a predicted model, not a curated record. Gene Ontology annotation, biological process: steroid metabolic process. Gene Ontology annotation, molecular function: oxidoreductase activity. The transcript has 7 exons. Bases 18 to 1091 code for a protein of 357 amino acids. Gene Ontology annotation, cellular component: intracellular membrane-bounded organelle.